CCAGUGGCGAAGACAACUCUAAUGUGCCUUUAUGAUGCGCCCACUUUAUUAGAUUUAAAAUCAUCAAUUAGUUUUUUUAUGGUUCAGACCAAGUAUUAAAAAUAAGUUUAAUGUAAUAUUUUUCAUAGUUGUUGUUGUUUUUAUCAUGUGUUUCAAAUCUAACAGCCUGCUAUUAAAUUUAAACUUAAAAAAGCAUAUGCGUUUAAAACGUGUUUUAGAACAUAGCAUAUACCUGGCAAUAAUUUUCAUUUUGGUGCCCGUAUUUAUUUAUUUUGAGCUUUGUAUUGUAUUGCCAGCUGUAGUUAAAGAAUGGAGUAUACCAUAUUUCAUUCAUUAUUGCUGUGCAGCAUUUUUGAUACUUAACAUAGUCGGAAACAUGAUUUUUGGAAUGUUUACUGAUACAAGUGUUAAAGGGAGAAUGAGUGAGAAGGUGAUGAGUAAUACACAAAAUUGGGAUUUUUGUGCUGAAUGUGACUUCUUGCGUCCACCCCGUGCAUGGCAUUGUGAUACUUGUAACAUAUGUAUUUUAAAACGGGACCAUCAUUGUACAUUUUUUGCUUGUUGUAUUGGGUACUACAAUUACAGAUAUUUCAUCAUGUUUACACUGGACAUAUUUGUGGCUAUGUUGUAUGCAUUUUAUUAUAAUGUACAGUUUUUAGCGCAAUUCAUAUCAUGGAAUCAUGGGCUUGUAAUUAUUAAAUUUCUAUUUCCAUUGGCCAGUUUUGUCAUAGAUUUUGGUCCUGAGAGUGUUUAUGUAUUUUUGGUUUUGAUUAACUUCUUGGUAGCAUUGUUUACAGGUUUCUUAUUUUUCUACCAUAUUAACAAUGUUUUAAAUGGAAAAAUUACACCAGAAAAUAAAAAUUCUUUAAAAUCUGUUUAUGAUAAAGGUUGGACGUGUAAUUUAAUAGAAGUACUCGGUGCCAGGUGGCACUUGACUUGGAUAUCUCCAUUCAUUUACAGUCCACUGCCUGGUAAUGGCUUUGAAUGGGAUAUUAAUGAUAAAACACAAUAAAUGUUCUAGUGCCUUUUAGCUAACCUCAAUAUAUUGAAAAAAUAAAAUU
Molecule: messenger RNA, 1061 nt
Organism: Papilio machaon (common yellow swallowtail)
Lineage: Eukaryota; Metazoa; Arthropoda; Insecta; Lepidoptera; Papilionidae
Product: probable palmitoyltransferase ZDHHC24
Exons: 1
Coding region: 146-1012 (288 amino acids)
Molecular function (GO): palmitoyltransferase activity
Source: RefSeq, a predicted model, not a curated record